Molecule: messenger RNA, 15179 nt
Organism: Dermacentor andersoni
Lineage: Eukaryota; Metazoa; Arthropoda; Arachnida; Ixodida; Ixodidae
Biological process (GO): negative regulation of DNA-templated transcription
Cellular component (GO): RSF complex
Molecular function (GO): histone binding
Source: RefSeq, a predicted model, not a curated record
UAAAAUGGCGACCUGCGCCGAAGAAAACUGUCACGACGACCCAAACUUUGCGGUGAUCUGUUCGUUUAUAUUGAAUUUCGGUGAAUUAUGUGGCGUAAACAUCUCCAUCUCCGAGCUGCAGUCUAUGCUGGAGGAUACCAAAAACGUGGACCAGACCCUGAUAGACCUGCAUGUUCACCUCCUGAGGAAAGCAAACCGGAGAGUGCAGCGAGACCGUUGGGAGAAAGCACUCAUCAAGUUCUGCCACCAGGGGUCCAAUGUCGAUGGCUGGGAGCUGGAGCGCUUUGGCUACCGCAAGGCCAAGCUGUCGGUGAAACUGGCCGUGCUCAAGCGAUUGCUCGAGUUGCAGUUUGACGCCAACAGCAAGUUCAAGGCGGAGCUCAACAAGCAGGAAGCAGACGUAUUGCGGCUGCAGCCCAUCGGGCGCGACGUACGCGGUCACCUCUACUGGCUGCACCGCGACCCACAACUGAACCUGCGUCUUUACCGUGAGCAUCCCGAUGAUGAACGCUCCUGGAUACUCAUCUCCCGGACGCGCGAUGAAUUGGCCAAGCUCAUUGCCGACCUCGAGGGCAGCUUCUCGGUGGUUAAGAAGGAGGAGAGCUCCUCCAUGGACAGCGAGACGGGUGAAAGCAACCUCACCGAGCCAGACUGUGCCAAGACAGAGGAAAAACCAGGCUCCGGGCUACCAGGUGAUGAAAAACCUGCAGUGACAGACACGGGGCAGCCGCCAUCAAUAAAGAAUGAAGAGCCUCACCACGAAGAAACUCUUUCCAUAACCCUCUCUGCAUCUGGUACCACAGACAAGACAACCUUCCCCAGGUUCGUCAUCAAAAAAGAGCCGCUAGAAAACAUCACCUUAGAAGAGACUUCAAAGUUGGAUAAGCAUGAAUCGCCGUCGGAGGGGGAAGUUGUCCACGUGAACAGCGAGAACGCCGAAGCAAGUGAAAAUGAUCUCUCCAAGCGCCCUCCAGGAGAAAGCCACCAGGAAUUGAAGAAGUCCACUCCACCUAGUGAGGACAGUGCAAAAGACAAGAGAGGUGACGGUGGCGGCAAAAGCAACAAACUAUCCGUAGCCGAGCAAAACAAUGCAGAGGACUUGUGUACACGGGCCUCAGCUGAAGACGGUGAAACCAAGCCGCCUACCAGGCCAUCAUCGCCACCACCACAAAACCAAGCACACACUUCUGGGAGUCGAACUGCGCCUCCACCGACCUACAAGCCAGCCGCCACUCACGGGUUUGGAAAUGCCAACGGUAAUGGCACGACGAUGGUGUCAGAAUCCCUUCCAUGUGACCUCUCAGUUGUCCACCGGGAGGAGUCGAACUCUUCCACAGGAGACCCACCCACAUCCUCAGAAGUGCUCCAAGCCGCAGAAGUCAGGCGAGUCGUCGACGUUGGCGCUGAGGACUUGCGAACCGGCGAUAAACCAGAGGAAGUGCACGUAUCCGAGAAGAACGGCCAGCCGGAGUCGCCAAGCAGCAUUCCAUAUGCGCACGAGGGAACUCGCCACACGCCAGUGGUGUCUUCAACGACAACGAACAUACGGCGGGUUGGCGCCAUGGAGCAGCCACUGGCACUCGACCUCACCAGGGUCCCGCCAGAAGCUUCUUCAGUCGAUGCGACGACGUCAGCUGUCUUGGCCUCCCAGGAUUUUUGCACAUCUGGCGACCUGCCGGGAGUUAGCAAACAAGACAAACCUGCGACCGCCCACGGGGCUUCCUCAAAGCCAUCUUCGUCGCUUGAAGACAAGGCAUCGGCUUUGCUAACCACUUCCAGCCCUUCUGCGAGCACGGGGGGUGUGGAAGCUUCUGUGCCUGGAUCCGAUAAUGUCACGUGUGCAACUGGUGCCAAAGCUGUGGUGCUUCCCAUGUCCUCCGGUGUUGGUGAAGGGAGUUUGCAGCCUAUUGCUGAUGCAGUGACUCCAAGGACACAUGGAAGUGCGGCAAUGUGUUCUAGCGGGGGUUCGGUGCCAUCAAGUAAUCAGCCUGAAUCUGCUAAGCCAACCAGGACAGAACAACAUAGGGAAAAGAAGGACCUUGCCAGCAUGGUAAAAAAACUAGCCAGUGGCGCAAAGUCUACUGAUGCGAAUUCCAAGAAGCUUGAUAGCAAACAUCCAUCUCCAGGGAGCAAAGGCUACUUGGGGGCAGACCACUCUGAACAUGGCUCAGUGGAGACACCCAGCAUUAAGGUAACUGAUGCAGUGGCUACCCCUGAAUCAAAAUCAUCGGCAGCUGCCCAACAUGUAGAGGAAGGUGCUAAGCUUUCGGCUGCAUCUGCUAGUGGAGAUGUUCGAGAGAAGGGAAGUACCGUCAUUACAGCAUUGGCUGCAGAAGCUAAAAGUGAGGGGAAGGAUGUUGCUAGUGAGAAAAUCACUGCUGGCAGCUCACCAUCGAAAGACGCUGAUGCAUCAGUCAAGACAAUGGGGGAAAAGACUAGUGCAGCCCAUGAAAAAGUGGCAGGAGGGGUCACUAAUUCCCCAAACACAGUUCUCUCAAAACCAGCCGAGCCACAGGCGGAUGCAAAUGCUCAAAGAAACUCUGAAUCUUCGCCAACAAGCUCGACUGCAAAGCCAUCGAAACCUCACCUACCUGAUGCAUGCAAGGAGCGCGCAGUGGCUGUUGAGAAAAGCUCAAGAAAAAGCAAAAAGCAACGGCAUAUUGAAAGAGUUAAAGAUAAAUCUCCAGACUCUCAACUGAUAGAUUCACCUACCAAUAAAGCGGCAUCAUCACCUUCAGAUGUACCGAGCAGAUGUGCCUCGGAAACGUUAAAGCCUGACGCUAAGAGGGUCCAUUGCGAACUGGAAGAGAAAAGUCAAACAAAGAAUGCAGCAGAGGAACUGCACGUGGUUGAUCCCAGUAGUGAAAAAGUAGAGACAGAAUCAGAAAAGAGCGUGUGCAAAGACUCGCCACGCAGCGAACAAGCUGUCGACGUGCAGUUGCCUACUCCCGAUCAAGGAGCCAGUGUAGGAGACAACAAAAGCACAGCGGAUUCAUCGAAGGUCGUGGCACCAGAGCUCAAGGCAGUUGGCAAAACUUUCGACUGCAAUAAAUCUGACCACGUAGAUGUCGGUGCAAGCAAGGUGACCUCGGAAUCUCCUCCGAGUACGAGUGUUUCGUCAUCUGGUGAGGAGGGUGGGAAGCAGAAAAGCAGUGUUACUACAGAUACAGGCAGUGAUAUGCCUAACUCAAGAAGUGCUAACAAAGAGCACUGUGAGGACACCUCAAAGAUAAGUACUUCUGGAAGUGCUGCGAAAGGCAAAGCUAGUGUGGAGAGCAGUAAGGUGUCUUCUCCCAGCACCCAGACUGAGGAUUCUGAGGAACAAAAAAGAAAGCAAGGAGACGUGGGUACCAGUAAAGCUGAAUCCAAAGCCACUCCUGAAGACCAACCCACAGUCAGGACACUGGGUGAAAGCAGUGUAGAGACCAAAAGUACAGCUGAUGAUGAGGUUGCACGAGAACCUCAGUCUGAAAAAGUAUGCAACAAGGAAGCCACAGUGCAGGAGAAGGCUAUGCAAGCAGAACAUAAAGAAGAUCCUCAGGUGAAACACGCUGGUAGUGGUGACACGGUGACGCCUGAAGGAAAGACCAGCGGUGAUGCCACUUUGGUAAAAAAGAGGAGAGGCAGGACACUGUCAUCGUGCGUUGCAGAUUUAAAGAAAGGCAAAAGGCAGAGAAGAGGGCAACAGGACAGCGAUGGUUGCAGUGACCGAAAGGCAGCAGGUGAAUUGAAGAGUGACGCUCCACCACCAUCUGUGUGUGAUACUGUGAAGGCUGGUUCACCUGAGGCACCUCCUGGGAAGACAUCCAUAGAAUCUAGCAAGGAGCAGCUUGUGUCUAGUAAUUGUACAAAGGCAAAAGAAAGCGAAAGUGAUAUUCCAGCUUUAAGCAGUGAUGCUGUGGAGGGUGAUAAAGAGAAGGCAAUGGACACUAUUGUGGAUGCCACACCCAAAACUGAGAGCAGCACCAAACAGCCUAGUGAAACCGAAGGCGCUCGGGAUUGCGGUGUCGAAAUUGGUCACCAAGACGCAGACAGCACUGACAAACCGGUGGUGGCAGACGCAAAGAAUGAACCCAAGAGCAGAUCGAAGGGUGAACAGGGCUCCAGGGCCUCAACAAGACUCAGAGGAGAUGCCACAGCGAAGAGGGACAAGGCAAAGACACCCAGCGACGAGAGCAUCACUCAUUCCACAGCUGCCGAGCACAGCGAGGGAGCCAAGGAUGGAGCUGUCAUGGACGAUCCUCCACUUUCUACCAUGAACAAGACAGAGCCAACAUCAGUAGUAUGCGAAGGCUCUACGGCAACACCCCGUGAUGAGGAAGCAGUUGAUGCUUUACAGGCACCCGCUGAGCUUUUGCAGGACACUCCAUCGGGAGCUAGGAAGCGGGGCGGCUUCCGAGGCCGCGGAGGUCGCGGGAGAGGUCGGGGUAGGGGUCGUGCUGGCCGCUGGAGCCACACAAAGCGGCGCGUUCGGCCGCCGGAAGGGCCCUCGCCCAAGAAACCCCGUGAGGAAGGAGACAAAGAUGCCGGUAUCAACGGCGACGCUGCGACACCCGCAGAAGGUGAACCCGCCCCAGCAGCUGCCUCUGCCUUUAGGGGCAGUGGCAGGGGCAGGUCGCGGGGAGGUCGGGGCAGGGGCCGCGGCGCUUCAAGGGGUAGGGGUCGCGGCCUGGCCAGAGAGCUGGGUGCUGCAGCGGCCUGCCUCCUGGGAGCACCGGAAGGCGAGCCACCAGAUGAGGACAGCCAGGGCCGCCGUCGGAGUUCGCGUAUCCAGCGGGAGCAGGAAAAGCGGCUGUCAGAGCUGGCUCAGCAGAUGGCUCUGGAACAGCAGCUGGAGGAGACCAUUUUGCAGGAAGAGGCUGCCGCCAAGGGGAAGACAGCAGUCACCAAGAGCCCCAAGAAGCGGAGCCGUCAAGCUGACAAGGAUUAUGUUCCUCCAGAGAAGAACAAACGGAGGUCGAAGAAGGCCGAGGCCCACCAAGGCACCCAGGGCUCGGCCAAGCGCGGUGGCAAGGGCCGUGCGGGGGACGAGCAGGAGGAGGAAGACGAGGCCAAGGGCCGCAAGGCGAUGAAGAAAAGGAAGAAAAAGAAGCGGCGCCGCGGUGGAAAGCAUGGCGGUGGCGGCUCCGGGGUGAAUGGCACAUACCGGCGCCGGGCACACCACAACCCCUGGGAGGCGUCGUCGGACUCGGACUCGUCCUCACAGCUCGAGGAUGAGGAGGAGCCCUACGAGGAAGAGGCCUAUGAGGAAGACGAGGAACUACACUUUGACGACAACGAGGACGAGUUUGCCUGCGAAGAGGUGGACCCCAACGCAGAGGUGGUGGUAGUCAAGAGAGCGCGCACUGUCAAAAAAGCACGCACGGAAGAGGAGAAGGAGGCCAGCGGCAGCAGUGGAGGAGAGGAGAGCGAGCAGGAGCAGGAUGAGAAGCCCUGCGCCAAGUGCGGCAAGGGGGACCACCCAGAAUGGAUCCUGCUGUGUGACGUAUGUGACGCUGGCUACCACACCUCCUGCCUCAAGCCUGCGCUGAUGAUCAUCCCGGACGGCGACUGGUACUGCCCACCCUGUGAUCAUAAGAAGCUGUGCGAGAAGCUGAUGGAGGAGCUCAAACUGUAUGACCAACUCUCCAAGAAGAGGGACCGAGAAGAGCUGAGAAAGCAGAGGCUGGCUUAUGUGGGGAUCAGCUUGGACAACGUGCUGAAACCGGAGAAGAAGGAGGAAGAGGAGUCUGCAGUUGAGGAGGAAGAGGAGGAGGAAGAAGAAGAGGAGGAAGACAGCCGGAAGCACCUGCUGUUGACCAAGCGGUCAUCACGCAAGCGCAAGACCAUCAGCUAUCAGUUCAAGGAGUACGACGAGAUGAUAUUGCAGGCCGUGCAGCCGGACCUUGUGGCCGUGGAAGAGUGUGCCAAGCCGGCACGGGUUCCAGGGGUGAGCCGGGGCAAGGACAUGUCCAACCUUCUGGGCCCGGACGAUGAGGAAGAAGAGGAAGAGGGCAAGGAUGAGGACGGAGACGACGAAGACUACGAGGACGGGGAACGGCAUGCAGCCGCGGGAGGCAAGAAACGGAAGCGAGGCCGCAAGCUCACCAGCCUCGAUUUCACGUCUGAAGAGGAGGGAGACGACGAAACUGACGAGUACCAGGGCUCCAGUGCAAGCCAGUCGGAGGCGAGUGCGUCGACUGUGAUGAGCGACGGCCCUCCGUCGUCAGGUUCAGACUGGCAAGCCGGCUCAAGGCGUCGACGUCGUGGAGGGGGCGCACCUGCUCGCAAGAAGGGCAAGACUACCCGCUCUGGCUACCGCCGAGACGACUUCGUAAUGGACGACGACUACGAGUCGGACAGUGAUGGUGGCUACGGUGCCAGACGUGCAGCUACCAAGCAAGUCAACUACCGGGAGCUAUCGUCUGAUGACGAAGAGGCUCCCCCCAUAAAGAAGAGCAGUUCCAGGCGACGCCAGGCCAGAAGCAGCUCUGAGAGCGACAAGGAGUGGCGCUGCGGCAAAAAGCGGAAAGGCAAGGGCAGGCGCACCUGGCGAGCCAGCUCCACAUCCGAGGAGGAGGACGCCGAGUUCACCGUGGAGGAGAGCUCCGACGACAAUCGCAGGCGCAAGGCAGCCAAGCGUCAACCACGUUCCUCCGAGGAGGAAGAAGAAGGCCCCAGCGAGGAAGAUGACAGCAGCACCGAGAAGAAGAAGACGAAGAAGGCCUUGAAGUCGCAGAAAGAGACCAGCAAAUCUGAAAAGGAGAAGCCGCCACUACAGAAGUCAAAGAAGCAGCUGCAGAGCAGCUCGGAGGAUGAAGAGACUGACGAGACCGAGAGCGAGGAAGAAGACGAAAACGAGAGCAGCGACGCCCCCUCCGAUGAUGGAGAAAGGAAGUUUGCCAAGAACCGCCGCAUUAUUCGAUCAGACGACGAAAGUGAUGAAGGGGAGAAGGCCAAGGAAGCGGCAGAUCCAAAGGCAACCACCGCUGGCAGCAAAGAGCCACUGCAACAAACUCCUUGCAAUACAGAGGCAGCUGAUGUGAAAAAGCCUGCAGUAGCCUGCACAGAGGCUGCUGCCGCGAAACACCCUGCUCUGGAGCGUCCUGUUCCUUUACAGCCUAAUCCUCCCCAGGACAGUGCCCCUCCUGUUGACACAAACAGCAGGCCAGUGGCGGCUAUGAGACAAGGCUCCCCCAACUUGGGCCGACACCUUCUAACAGUUCCAGAAGCCUCCCGCAGUGUUUCCUCUUCCCCAAUGCGAGCAGCCGGUGACGAGAAGGGCUUCCCAGAAGACGAAGAGGAGGAAGACUCUAACAAGGGCUUUCCACCUGAAGAGGAAGAUCUGGAGGAGAAAGGGUUUCCAGAAGAACCGCUGCCACAUCCAGUCCCGCCCACAGGCAGUAGCAGGGGAAUUGCGCCACCACCAGGCCACUAUCCAUCGGUUCGGCCACCGUACCCUUACAUGGGUCCCAGGCCACCGUAUGGGCCACAGGACCCGUACGGCGACUGCGUGCCCAUGGAUGGCGCCUAUGGGAGGCCACUUGCACCGACUCCAGUCGACCCAUACACACGUGGAUCACCCAGUCCUCCCCAGUUCACCAGCCUCGACACUCCGCUUCCUCCACACCCGCCGCCGCCGCCGCCCCACGGUCGUGGUCGCCAUCUGACGCCUCUGGAGGGAGGCCAGUAUCGGGACCAGUACCGGCCUCCCGACACUUACCAGCCGCCACCCGGUUACUACGGUGGAGGACCUCCGCCACUCCCUCCUGCGGGCCCACACAGUCCUUACCGAUACCCGCAUCACCAUCCGCCUCCAUCGGGGUACCCGCACCCGCAUCCUGGUUACUACAAUCGGCCACCCGGCUAUUACGGACCACCCCCUCCUCCAGAGGAAGGCGGCUAUGGGCCGCCCCCUCCUCACCAUCCCCCGCCGCCGCCACCACCCCAAGGCAGUUCCUACUCGGAAGGCCCCCCAGGCCCUGACCAGCCUCAGUGGGGGGCGGGACCUCCCCCUCCCUCUGGCGCAACUCCACAGGGCCAGGACGGCGGCUUCACCAUUACCAAUAUUCUCCGGCAACGGAACACCGGUGACGGAGAAGAAGACGAGCUGAAGAGCGUGACAGACAUUGUGUCGUACAUCACCCAAGAGUAGCAUGACAGAACUCAUCGUUCUCCACUGUGACAGGAGUGCACCUUUAUCUUGCGUCGCCAUGUGGUGCACGUGCAUUCAUUUUAGAUUUUUCUCACCGACUGUGAACAUUAUGGAGCAGCGGUGUCUUCUGCGUAUGGUUGGCUGGCUGGCCCUUCCCUCGUGUGUGUGUGUGCGUGAGUGUGUGUGCGUAUGUGUGGGUGGGUGGUCCAGGUGCAAAGCUGAAGUGUGGUGCGUGCACUCGUGUGGAUUGAGAGAGUCAAGGAUUGCAUUUGGCAUGCGCAUUUUGUGUGCCAACUCGCUCUGAACUCCCUCGCUGUCUGAGCAUUUUGGCACAUUUGUGGUAAGUGCUUCGACAAAGGUGGAGGAGUGCCUAGAAAUGCGGUCCGUCAGCCUGCCUCGCUGUUGCCUGGCGGUUGUCUUCCCUUGAGACAUGGGCUACUCUGCAGUUAUGCAGAGAAAUCGAAGGGGGUAUUGUAAACGGGGUCGAAGGCACGUGUUCUUGAGUCUGUGUGCUUUUUACAGGGAGUAAAAGAAAUGACGUUAUGUGUGCCGAGCUCAACUGUUGCCGCAUGCAAGCCGUGGCAGCUGCAGUGCUUCUCAAAAUUAAUAUUGUUUUCCUGUUAGACUGUGAGCCAUGUGAGUCUUGUUUUCCUUUGAUUUUAGUAUUGGCAAAUGGAAGAACACGGAAUAAACGAAAAACAGUUCUUAGUGCUAGUCCCAUUCCCGUGCGCAUUAUGCUCAACAAGCAUUUUCUGCAUAGUGCAAGAUAUUGCUUUUAACUUUUCAGUGAAGCUUAAAACACAUCCUUGCUAACUGUUGCAUUCCAAGGCAUCAAGCUGCACCUACCAAGAGGUUGAUCUGAUGUCUACUGCCCACAUUGCAAAUUCAGUAGUGAACAAGCAGGUUGUGGACAACUCUGGCCAAUUCUGAAUGUACUGGUGCAGCAAUGGUUUUGUGUGUUUGUUUCCAAUCGGAGGACUCCAAAGAACCACUAAAGAGCAUAAUGUUGUUCCACGCGUGUUUUUCGUAGGCCUCUUGUGUGCUGUGUUUCUAAGUCUGGCAAGUAGCAAGCUAGAAAUGUAUAGCAGUGCUCUUUUUUUUUUUUUUCAAUUAUGACAUCGUACUAGCUCGCCUGUUGAUGGUCCUACUGCGGGGCAGUGCUCUUUUGUAGUUCACAUUUACAGCUACCACUUAACUUCUGUUCUUCUAUGAAGGUGCAUGCCAUUGGUGGGAGCAAUUGAAGAAGAGACUAGCCAAAAUUGUGUUUUCAAACGCCUGCUUGGCUUCAAAUCCAGACACUGUGGUAGCGUGUCUGUGGUGCUCUGUGGUACACUUGGGUAAGCUUGCUUCUGGUCCGCGGCAGCAUGUGCAGUGGUCAGUGACCACCGUUGCAAGUCACUACAUCACCCAGUUUCUUUUGCAUGCUGAGCUUGUGGGGUAUUUAUUGAGGCACCGCUGAAAGUUCAUUGAUUCCACUGCAGUAUGAUCUGGCGUGAUCCUUCUGCAUUCUCGUGCAACGUGCGGUCAUGACCUUUCUGCUUCAUGAAGUUGUUUCACACUUUACGAGGUAGCAGUGGUGUUCAGGUGCAGUGACUCACUCUUGUCACCCUACACCACUUCUAAAGAGGUAACGUAGGAACUGCCGAUUCUUUGUCAUUGGUGGUGCUUCGAUGCCUGUAGCGCUGCCCGAGUAAGGAAAACUGGUUGACAAAAAAGGCUAAGACUCGUGGCCUUGUAAGGCAGUGUGCAGAUAACAUCCUUGGCACAGGUGAAUGUUAACCCCUGGCUGCUAUCCUCUUGGUCUAACUUCCGUGGUACACUGUGGUCGAGGCUAGCUGCAAGAAAUGCCAUACAGAGAAUGGCUUUUCUGCGUAGCAUAUUUUGAAGGAAGAAGUGAUUGCUCAACUGGUUGUAUGGGAAAUCACAUGUGGGGGAACUACGUGACCUGGAGUGAGAAUGAAUUUUGCGAAAUGCGUUCAAGUAACUUUAUAGGGAUCUGUUGUUUUAGAGGUUAAGCUUAAAAAAAUAACGAGAGACUUCAUGGCUUUACCAUCACAAACAUUUAAUCUUGCUGCAUGAUGUCGAUUUCCGGCAGGUUAGAUGUUGCAACAAUAUGUGAUGUGAAGCAGUCUGGACAAAAAUAAAAGCACAGGUGUUUAAUAAAUCUUCUCACUCUUGGAAACAUUGUCUGGGGAGGGAGGUUCAGCAUGCAUACACCACAGCUUGUAUGUUGCUACUUAAAAAAUGUUGAGCCAUGUGUAGGUAUGAAGCCAAGACGUACAUUGUCAGCUGGCAACUCUUAUUUUUACUGCUGUUUAAAGCACAAAAUAUUUUUGCGAUGUUGUAGUGCAUGUUGUUGAUGCAUAUUGAGCAAAUAUUACACUUUUAAAAUUCAUUCUCUUUUCUGUUUUAUCAUGAUGACCCAGGAUUCUAGAACAAAGGAAUAGAAAAACUCGUGAAAUUGUGCUGCCAGAGUGUUAUGCCUGCAGUUGCAUUUGCGUGUGCCUCAUUUAUGCUUCUGUUGGCGUGUGCCUUCCCACAAAAAUUUUUGGAAUGCAGAACACUGAAAAAAAAAAAACUGAAUUACUUUGUAUUUAUAGUAGGGGUGUGCGACUAUUCGAAUAUUAUUGAAUAUUAUAUUUUUACUAUUCAAUUCAAAAACAAGGUAUUCGAAAAUUUUCGAAUAUUGGAUUACGUACGAAUAUUCGAAAACAAAUCUAAUAUAUUGCUGGCUGUGCGAGAGCAAACAUGGUCCUUAGCAUGCAUUUCUAUCUAAUCUAGGAGAGUGUGUGUGAUUUGUGCUGAAUUUUGCGAUAAUUUCGAUCUGCUGGCAAAAUUUCGCCUGUAAAGCAUGCUUAGCCACUUGCCAUCUAAGCUUUGUAGAAAAGCCAGCCUCUCAGUAGCAAGGGCCACGGCUUUGUGAACAGCGAGGGUGCACUAUUUUGCAGGUUCCAUCCCCAAUCCUGAGCCUAUUGCUUGACAGCAAAUGCAAUGAGUAACGACUGGCACAGGGUUAAAUGCCUCUGAGUUUACAGGAAGUUGAUCUGGUAUAAUAAGGCACAGGUCGGCAAGAACAGACAGCUAGCAGAAAUUAUUCAAUUUUGCAAAGCUAACAUGGGCCAAAUACACAAUCCUUUAGUGUAACAGCUUACUAGUUAAGUUUUUUUACCAAUGACAAUGUGAUCGCACUGUUCCAACAUGUUAAGGUAAACCGACUUGCUAAUAAAUCCGUGUGCAUAUUGUCAUUCAAUAUUCAAUGCUAAGUAUUCGUAUUACAUUCGUGUUCGACAAUUUUGAUAUUCGCACGCCCCUAAUUUAUAGCAUUGAUAAUGCGGCAGAAGUUACUGCAUAGACAAGUCAGUGGUAAUUUGGGCUGCCUACUCGGUCAGUAAGAGAAAAGUAAUGGAACGUGAAACAGACGACAAUCGCAGCACACGUGUUCGUCAUCUCCAUGUAUUGUAAGUCGCAGAGAUACCCGGGUACUGCAUCUUGGUGUACGCUUAAGUGGGGAAAGAGUUCAGCUUUUUUAAAAGCAACCGCCACAUUCCAAAAAGCUUUGUGGCCAGGCAUGCUGUGCUGUUUUAAGAAAUGCCUGCAUAUUUUGUACAUACCAUCUUAAGUUAUGCCUACAUAUAUCUUUUUUUAUUAGAUGCAAUAUGUUGCUGUUUAUGUGUCUGGUCCAUGUCACAGGUUGCUGGUGCUGCUGCAGUGGUUAAUGAUUUCUCGCAUACAAUUUUUUGACAACAGUGUCAUCGCAAGCCCUUCUGCAUGUCACUGCAGCACCAACAGCAGCCUGUGGAGUGCACGGCAGUGAGAAACAGUUUAUUGAGUGUGGCAGGGCUUUGGGUAACUCGUGCACAGGGGCAUGACUAUGUAUGUGUGUGUUGCUGAUACUGCGUAGUAUGCCAAUUCAACAGGUUGCAAAACAAAUUCUGCCAAGCGUGAUAAAUUCUCUUUGCGCUCCUUGUCUUGCUGACCUGCUGAAUUUGGUGUAAUUGCUUUCUCUUAGGCUUGUGUGAAUAUUUGAUAUUUUCGAAUAAUUGAUCGAAUAUUGUGCUAUUCAAUAUUGGCUUCGAUUUCGAUUUCAGUAUAUAAAAUUUUCUAUGUAUUCGAAACGAAUUAAUAGGUGGUGUCCGAAUUAAUGCCCAAGUGGCAGUCGCCCUGUGGAUAACAAAUGCAGAUCUCGAAGGCUAUGCAUUUGCUGGUUGCAUGCAGCAAAAGUGAUUGCGGCAGCCGGAAACACGUUAAAGAGUUUUGUACGCCACUUAUAUGAAGUUUAAUGUAUGGUCGAUCAGCCUUUCUGCAAAUUGCAUUGGCAUUAACAUGGCUUAUGGUCAAGACAAGCCAAAGACAAAGAAUUCGUUUACAGUCGCUGACCGAUUUUUUAACCUGCUAGGUUACAAGGAUGCUUGCGGCACAGCCACCUUCUCUGUUGGACUAACGUACAGCAGUGAGUGAGUAUAGCUGAAGUUUAACACGCUGCACAUAAAUUUUUGGAACACGAUUCGCACACGCCGUGAUGUUAGAAAAAUUGUUUGUGAAAAAUGUUGCUGCCAUCAAGGUUAUGCUCUUGCUUUCGUCAUUGAGGUGUUUUCUCAGCUUUCUGGGAGUCACACAGCUGCUGCAAAUAGGUCUGAGUCGACUUGGUACCAAGCCAUAACUUUGGUUCCUGAUGACCAGCGAAGCAGUACUGGUUAGGCCUAACAGCUGAGACAGCGCCGUCGUGACAAAAAUAACCCGUUGCCCUGCUUGUUGGCAAGCGACAAAUUGUUGCAACAAGUUUACCUACCGCUCGUUGGGUGGCUGGUUGUUGAUCGGGCUAAGCUCACAUGUAGUCAGACAGCAGCGAGCUGAAUUCGCACAACAUUGCCUAAACUGCCAGUGGCAAGCGAACAUGAACCUCUCCUGCAGCCUUAACGGUCGUCAAAUUUCAAAUAGGCAAAAUUUCUGAGCAAAAGUUCGUAAACAAAUUCUCUGUACUGCUGGCAUUGCACUUCUCAAUCUUUGCAUAAAAAUAUCCGAAUAACAGCACUACAAAAGAUUGAUCCCAGAGAUAUCAUCCUUGCAAAUACCUCAUGUAUAUAUAUAUAUUGACCCUUCUCGCGGCAAUCCUGUGGGCGCUGCCAUGUUUGAUCACGUGGUGACACGUCCAUUGCUUGCCUCAACUGCCUCCGUGUUUACAAUGGGUGUGUAUGACGCCGGUGCGGCUUAGCAAACCUUUUGUUUGGGAGAUAUCGUAGACGGUGACUGGGUGGAUGACAUGAAACAUUGGCCGCAGCUUCAGAGAACAUGCAAAAGCACUUUAGAAGCUGAUUAAGCUAUGUCCAAACGGCGCAAAGCGUAUAUGGUGCUUGUUUUAAAAGCGAGGCUAAACACACAUUCCAAGCUAUUCAAACUUUCUGAUCAUGAAUUGAAUAAGGAUUAGUGUGUUUUGCUCUUCGUUCCUUAUAUGGCAAAUAUUUUGAAGCAUCAGCUUGUCACAUUUCUGACUCAGCAGAUUUCCUCGAUGUGUUCACUGUCUUAUUAUUUUCUGACUAAUCACUCACAGGUGUGCUCAGAUCUGAUAGAUUUGUUCUUGCUGUGCACAAGACUUGAAAUGUAGCUGUUUUGUACAUAGUUAUACCUUGUAGGAAAGAUGUAUUAUCGCUAGUAGCUCACUUAUCCUUGUGGACCAUCACAAAACAUUCAUCUUCGACGAUUCGUGCGCUAUUGGUGUAGUCCGUCAUUUAUUGCGAAUACCUGGUGCGCAUAUAUUCAAGUGUGCGCCCGCUCACUUAUCAACACAUUGACGAUAGAGUGGGCGUAAGUUUCCGUGCCAGUUGGGGUAGAUGUGUGUAGAUACUGCACAUGACAGUUACUAUCACAGGAAGUGACAGUACUCCCCUUGUCAUUGUGCUGCGAAAACACCCGUGUACUUAGAUUUAGGUGCACGUUAAAGAACCCCAGGUGGUCGAAAUUUCCGGAGUCCUCCACUACGGCGUGCCUCAUAAUCAGAAAGUGGUUUCGGCACGUAAAACCACAUAAUUUAAUUAUUUUUUUUGUCAUUGUUUAAUGAGCGGUACUCACUGUCGCCAACAUUCUGGGACUGAAGCACUUUCUUCGAAGGUCAGUGAUACGACACUGGCAAAUGAGCAAUUUUCUGUACCUCAAGAAAAGCCGUAUGUUUUGGAAGAGCCGGUUACACGUACGGAUAGACACAGCAGCGGUCUUCGAAUUUGACCACACAGAUUCAUUCCAUUCCUUAAUAUGCCAGUCACUAUUUUUGCAGCCAACUACUGCACACAUCUUCAUCCACAUGAUUCAGUCCAGCAUGAUUAGAGCACAGUGCAUUAGCAAAAACUAAUUUGCAUUUCUUACAGCUGAUCACACAGAGGCAACGUCAAAGCGGUAAUGGUUUCAGAUUUGUGUGCUGUCGUUGAGGCCACGUGCAGUGUGCCACCGGAAGCGCCAUCUCAUUUCUCUAGAACUGCUCUGCGAAAAGGGUCAAUAUAUGUAUAUAUAUAUAUUUGUCAAAUUGUGACUCUUGUAUAAGGGUUUUAUGCAAAUUGCACAACUGUUCAAACUGGUCACUUCAAAAUUAUUGCUAUUUGCUUCAACUUCACUUUGAACCCAAACAUUUAUAUUCACGCAAGCCUACUUUCCUUUUUUUGUUUUUCCAAAAGCAGGCUGCAUUUUAUUUUUAUUUUUUUCCUCACUUCUGUGACUAUCUGUCUGCAUUUCUUAAUCUUGGUGGACACCUGGCAGCAAGAGUGACAAACAUGCAGCAAAGUGGGUUUCACUGGGAAGGGCAACAAAUACAUCUCAUUUACGUCUUCAAAAUUUGGUGUCUCGCAUGUGAUGGCCACACUGCCACCAUAGGCAUAUGUGACCCCAACACUGUACAGUCAUUUCAUCUCUCCAUCAACGGGAAAGCUUGGUCACGGUUUCCUUGGCGGGCCUCAUUGCUCGCUGCUGUAAGAAAGCUUUUUGUACAUAGACGUUUUGUCCAAACCGUGUAACCAAAGGCGUGUGUCAUUAAAAAAAGAACAUCUUUCUUUUUUUUUCC